Messenger RNA from Juglans regia (Persian walnut), 489 nucleotides. RefSeq names its product E3 ubiquitin-protein ligase ATL9-like. The record is from RefSeq and is a predicted model, not a curated record. The transcript has a single exon. NCBI's taxonomy places the organism in Eukaryota, Viridiplantae, Streptophyta, Magnoliopsida, Fagales, Juglandaceae. Bases 1 to 489 code for a protein of 162 amino acids.
AUGCUGAAUCGAAAUCGGAUUCGGAUUCAGGGGUCAAGGUCGAGCCGUUGGUCCACCCGAAUGUUCCCGUUUCCACUUUCACACUCGACGGGUCACUCGUUGAUCCAACCGGGAGAGAAGUUAGAACACGGAACGAUUCAUGUUGAGGUUGCCGGUGGAGGUGAGGAAACAGAUAAUGAACCCGAAAUUGAACCAGGCCACGAGUAUGGUGCUCUUGCCGAGGGAAGGGAGUUCGAGGCGGGAUACAGAGCAGGCGGGGAAGGGAGUAGCAGAGGAAAGAGUCACAAGAGGAUGGAGAAACCGGACCAGAUGAGUAAAUCGGAGCAGUGGGCAUUUUUUACAAGAGCAUGGUCGAUGAAGUCACCGAAGGUGGCAGCUAAUAAUGAUGGAGAGGGCACCUCAUCUCAACCGGCAGGUGAGGGAACAACAAGUGACUCGUCGUCAUCGAGGUCAAGGGCAAGGGUGUUUCGUUCUGCAACUGAUUUGUAA